CGAGCUCCUCGCGCACAUUUACAGGGUCAAGAGCUGUAGGACUGUGAUAAUGUUCUCGAGACUCGUCAGCACAUAAAGGCGAGGGCUUCUCCUCCUCCUCCUGUCCGCUUCCCGAGCUCUAUUUCUGGAUGUAUUUUGGCGGAAACAGAUUGACCGGUAGAUCCUUCAGUCUUCAGCUUCUGACCGGAUGUCCCCGAUGGAGGGCGAGUUACUCCCACAGGAAAGCAGAAUCUAGCAGACGUCACUUUGGAUCCAAUGCUGAACAUCUCCAUGUCAGUCGCAGCCGAUAGCUGCGAGGGACGCUAUAAGAAUGUUUCGUAUUUCUACUCCAUUAGAAACAAGAACAUCAGUGCAGAAUGGAAGACACGGGACUUCGUGGUGGUGGGACUCGGAGUCCCCGUGUGCAUCUUCAUCCUCUUCGCCAACCUGCUGGUGAUGAUGGCUAUUAUCGUGAACCGGCGCUUCCACUUUCCCAUCUAUUACCUGUUAGGUAACAUGGCGGCGGCGGACCUGUUCGCCGGCAUCUCCUACCUCAACCUCAUCUUCCACACGGGGCCGUGGACCAUAGGGCUCACGCAGAACGAGUGGCUGGUGCGAGGAGCGCUGAUCGAGAUGAGUCUAACGGCGUCCGUGGUCAACCUGCUGGCCGUGGCAUGGGAGAGACACCAGAGCAUCUUCACCAUGCAGCUGCACAGCACCAUGUCCAACCGGCGCGUGCUGAUGUUCAUCGUAGGGAUCUGGGUCAUAGCCAUCAUCAUGGGUCUGGUCCCCACUAUGGGCUGGAACUGCGUGUGCAACCUUAAGGCCUGCUCCACCGUAGCGCCGCUGUACGCUCGCAGCUUCCUGGUCUUCUGGGCUGUACUCAACCUCAUCACCUUCUCCAUCAUGGUGGCCAUUUACACUCGCAUCUUCAUCUACGUGCGCCGGAAGAGCCAGAGCACGCUGCCAUACAUGCUUAACGUCAGGCAGAACGACACACUGGUCGGGUUGAUGAAAACCGUCUCCAUGAUUCUGGGUGCCUUUGUGAUCUGCUGGACCCCCGGGCUGGUCAUCCUGCUGCUGGACGGUUUACAGUGCACAAGCUGCCAGGUGCUGAAAUACGAAAAGUACUGCCUGGUCCUGGCCGAGUGCAACUCCCUGGUGAACCCCAUCAUCUACUCGUGUCGCGACGAGGACAUGAGGAACACAUUUAAGCGCAUCCUGUGCUUCCUGUGUAGGCGGGACCAGGAGCAGGAGGUUGAGCCCAGUAACAUCUACUCGGACACUUUGAAAACGGACGGGCUGCUGACAGAGAAAUACUCGGACAACGGCAACCACAACCACAGAGAGCGCAUAUCAUUCUGAAAGCUGGCCUUCUCUUAGUCAGAAAGACCGUAUCAUGCCGAUCACGUCCCCUGAACAAUACGAGGGCUAGUAAAUGUAGCAGAUGGUCAGAUUUGUACGUGUCGCGUCUGAGCAUCUAAUGCCACGGUUCUCAACCACAGGUCUGGUGUUGAGUCAGGAAUAAAAUCCUCCCUGGUUAUUUUUCUAGAACAGAACAUCCUGCAGUGUUUUGUUCCUCUUCCACCACAGCAAUCUGAUAAUGUAGUAUUAACACAGCGUACGUUAUAACAGCCAUAAAACCCUCAUGUCUGAUCUCCUCACGUGUCAACAUAUCAAACGCCACCUCCGUCCUGUCAUCGAUAACGAAUCGACCAAUCGGAUUUGAGAAUUGAACAGCGCUGUGUCGUGUUAAAAUAUAAUUUAUUAGUAGCUGUAAAGGAAAUUAUGCCACUUCUAAUCACUUUUAUAUUUUUUUUUUGUAAAAAGAUAUAUAUAAUAUAGAUAGAUGGAUAGUGUGUGUGUGUGUGUGUGUGUAUAUAUAUAUGUAUAUAUAUAUACACACACACACACACACACAUCUCUAUCUCCAUCCUUUUUUUUUUUUGGUCAUCUCAGGAUAAGAUGCUCCUCCCUUUGAAUUUAAAUAAAUAAAAAAAAAGUCAAGACUUUGGCAUGUGUAAUGUUAAAACUUUUGUAAGUCCAUACGGAGUUGGACUCUUCUAUACUACGAUCGCAGUAAUCUCUCUUGCCCCGGUCUCGUCGUGGGCGGAGUCAUCGAUGUGGUCACCGUAGUAACCAAUACACAAGCGGUCUGAUAAUCACAAGAUAUCGCACUUUCUGUAAUGUAGCAUUGAUGGACUCCAUGGUGGUGGUAAUAAUAAUAAAUAGCUGAUUAAAUUCAUUGAAAAAUUACUUUUUUUUUUGUGAACUGGAUAAAAAUCAGGUUUAAAAACAAACUUUCCAGCACAUGCUGUUUAUUGUACAUGUCAAAUAUUGGGAUUAUUUUAUUUUAUUUUUUAAAUAAUAAUUUUUGCCACACACAAACAGUUCUUGUCAUUUACACCCCCUGGACAUGUGGAUGUUUUCUAAAACACUGUUGAAUCUUUGUAUUUUGUCUGUAAUUACUGAUGGGAACUCAUGGUAUCACCACUGUGGUUUAAAUAUAAUUUUUUAAAAACCUGUUAAAUGUUUUCUUUUUCCUUCAUGUUCCCCGCCGAAAGAGAUGGGCCGACGAUGAAGCGAAUGAAUCACACACCCGAGCUCAAAAGCACACUAGAUUAUUUUAUUAGUUUUCGAUUUUCUAAUAAGGAACACUACAAUUCUCAUAUUUCCUUUGUUUUGUGUUUUUUUUUUUUCUUUUUCUCUUACUAGAACAGUUCUAAAGUUGAGGUAUAAAAGGAGUUCAUAGCAGACUAACAAGUCUGAAAAUGGCAGGGUUUUAUAUACAAGAGAAAUGGAGAGAACAGAACAGAGGUAAGGGAGAGGUAGAGAAAAGGAGGAGUGAUGAAUACAGAAGAGGAAAAGA
Molecule: messenger RNA, 2848 nt
Organism: Hemibagrus wyckioides
Lineage: Eukaryota; Metazoa; Chordata; Actinopteri; Siluriformes; Bagridae
Gene: lpar2a
Product: lysophosphatidic acid receptor 2a
Exons: 3
Coding region: 256-1344 (362 amino acids)
Biological process (GO): G protein-coupled receptor signaling pathway
Cellular component (GO): membrane
Molecular function (GO): lysophosphatidic acid receptor activity
Source: RefSeq, a predicted model, not a curated record